Messenger RNA from Diatraea saccharalis (sugarcane borer), 1600 nucleotides. The record is from the annotation of a GenBank genome assembly. NCBI's taxonomy places the organism in Eukaryota, Metazoa, Arthropoda, Insecta, Lepidoptera, Crambidae.
UAAACUCUAUUGCCCGAAUAUUACGUAAAGCGAGGAAAGAAAAAUUACAAUUAGUGCAAAAGAAAAACAAAAAUGUUAAAAGUAGCGACAACCUUAAAAUUAGUUUCUAAUCAGGGUAAUCAAAUAAGAUGUUUGGCGACGGCUGCUGCGUAUAAACAGGCUCUUGUCAAUGUUCCUCCAACUCGAUUGACAGUGCUUGAUAAUGGUCUUCGGGUCGCUUCAGAAGAUUCUGGCGCUCCGACCGCUACCGUGGGCCUGUGGAUUGACGCCGGAUCCAGGUAUGAAACGGCUAAGAACAAUGGGGUAGCACACUUCCUUGAACACAUGGCUUUCAAAGGCACCAGCAAAAGGUCUCAGACCGAUUUAGAACUGCUCGUUGAAAACAUGGGAGCUCAUUUAAACGCAUAUACCUCUAGGGAACAGACCGUAUUCUAUGCCAAGUGUCUAGCCAACGAUGUGCCUACCGCAGUCGAAAUCCUCGCCGACAUCAUCCAGAACUCAUCACUCGCUGAACCUGAAAUCGAACGAGAACGAGGAGUGAUCCUACGUGAAAUGCAGGACGUCGAGAGCAAUCUCCAAGAAGUUGUUUUUGACCAUUUACAUGCAACUGCCUUCCAGGGUACUCCCCUAGGCCAGACAAUCCUUGGACCUACUAAGAAUAUUAAGAAAAUUUCUAAGGCUGACCUUCAGACAUACAUCAAGGCUCACUACCAACCUGGUCGCAUUGUAUUGUCUGGAGCAGGUGGUGUUGAGCAUCAGAAACUUGUAGACCUUGCAAAUAAGCACUUCAGUGGCCUUAAAAAUACAGUUUCAGAAGCGAUAGACUUAUCACCUUGCCGUUAUACAGGCUCUGAGAUUCGUGUCCGUGAUGAUUCUAUGCCUCUAGCACAUAUUGCCAUUGCAGUUGAAGGUGCUGGCUGGACCGAUGCUGACAACAUUCCUCUUAUGGUAGCAAAUACCCUUGUUGGUGCGUGGGAUCGGUCUCAGGGAGGUGGUGGCAACAAUGCUUCUUAUCUUGCCCGAGCUGCUUCUAUUGAGGGUUUGUGUCACAGCUUCCAAUCAUUCAAUACUUGUUACAAGGAUACUGGUCUUUGGGGCAUUUACUUUGUAUCUGAGCCAUUACAGAUAGAAGAUAUGGUAUACAAUAUUCAGAAAGAAUGGAUGAAAAUUUGCACAUCUGUAACUGAAAGUGAGGUUGACCGUGCUAAGAACCUCCUAAAAACAAAUAUGCUCCUACAACUUGAUGGUACUACACCCAUCUGUGAAGAUAUUGGUCGCCAAAUGCUGUGCUAUAACCGUAGAAUUCCCAUCCAUGAGCUGGAUGCUCGUAUUGAAUCCGUUACGGCACAAAAUGUUCGUGAUGUAUGCUACAAAUACCUGUUUGACCGAUGCCCUGUAGUUGCUGCAGUUGGACCUUGUGAAGGUCUCCCAGAUUACACUAGAAUCCGUGGUGGCAUGUACUGGUUGAGAGCAUAAACAAACAAGUAGUUAUUUUUAGAAACUUUAUUUAAAUCAGUUAAGAUCGAAAACAUUAAACUUAUUAACCAAUUUCUGUUGUUUUAUUGAAAUAAAACACGAAUGUCUUUGGUGGGAUUUGUAU